Struthio camelus australis is the source of this 3270-nucleotide messenger RNA. NCBI's taxonomy places the organism in Eukaryota, Metazoa, Chordata, Aves, Struthioniformes, Struthionidae. The record is from RefSeq and is a predicted model, not a curated record.
CUUCCUUGCAAGUCACCUGACCCUGGCCAUCCCCAUCAUUGCAGCUGUCCUCUUCUUCUUUGUCAUCAGCUGUCUGCUCCAGACAAGCUUCAGAGAUCCAGGUAUCCUGCCUCGAGCCACCCCAAGUGAAGCUGCAGACCUGGAAAAGCGGAUCGAUAAUAUGGGUACCUCUACCUAUCGCCCACCAGCCCGCACGAUGGAAGUGGUCAUCAACAAGUAUGUGGUGAAACUAAAGUAUUGCUACACCUGCAAAAUGUUCCGCCCUCCACGAACCUCUCACUGCAGUGUCUGCGACAACUGCGUUGAGAGGUUUGAUCACCACUGCCCCUGGGUGGGCAACUGUGUGGGGAAGCGCAACUAUCGCUACUUCUAUGCCUUCAUCCUCUCCCUCUCCUUCCUGACAGCCUUCAUUUUUGCCUGUGUUGUCACCCACCUCACUCUGCGCUCUCAGAGAGAUGGAUUCCUCACCACUCUGAAGACAACGCCUGCGAGUGUGCUGGAGCUGGUGAUUUGUUUUUUCUCAGUCUGGUCUAUUUUGGGCCUCUCAGGUUUUCAUACUUACUUAGUCGCCUCCAACUUGACAACGAAUGAAGAUAUCAAAGGGUCCUGGUCAAAUAAGAGGGGCUCAGAGUUUGCUAAUCCUUACAGCCAUAAAAGUAUCCUCACAAACUGCUGUGCAGUGCUGUGUGGACCAUUCCAUCCCAGUUUGAUAGACAGAAGAGGAUUUAUCCAGCCGGAUGUUGGGACCCCGUCCAGUCCUAAGAGUGAAAUCCCUUCCUUUGGAGCCAAAACUGACACCAGCAUGAGCAUAACAGCAUGCGAGACCCUCAGACUCCAGCAGAAAGCAGGGGGUCCUCACUGCACCUGGGAAGCAAAUAGGUCUGGAGAGCCACUAGACCUCUGAGCCUGAAGGGUCUGCUCCAGAGAGUUGCUGUGUUUGCUGCAAGGAAUAAUGAGGUGGGCCAAGGGUGGGAGGUGGGGACAGGUAAACGGUUCAUGCUCUGAGUUAUACUGUCAAGUCUCAUCUUUCGGGCUGAUGACGGAGGAAGUUCGUUGGUAUUCCUGAUAUUUCCACGAAUGCCACCUCCUGCUCUGUGCCAGGGUGGAGGGGUUCUGUGUCUUAAUGGCUGGGUUCUCAGCCUGCUGUGGGAGCAGCUUUUUUUUUUUUUUUUUUCUGGAAGCUGCUGUGCCUUGGUAAGUUGUGGCUGUUUUCCAGAGAGGGCUCUCUGGCUCCCAGCAGAUGCAGAAGCUGGCUAGAUGUCCCAGCUGCUGGUUGAGUCUGACUUUUGGCUGGUCACUGAGGGAGUGCUGAAGAGCUCUGAGUGUUUGGGCUCUUUCAGCCAUUAAGAGCAUGUUUUGCAGCAAGGACACAAGUUAGGAAGAACCUCGUCUCCGUGAGGAAAAGGAAAAGCACACAGUGUUCUGCAGCUCUCAUGGUGAGAUGCUGCUUGGAAAGGGACAGUUGUAGGAUUUGACCUCGGCUUGCCAGGAAAACCUGGCUGGGUCCUGUCUGUAGGACACUUAAAGGCAAUAGAAGAGUAGGUGAAUUCCUGAGGGUCACAUCCUAGCUGGAGUAACACAGAGGAAGCAGUGAGUGGGUGCUGGUCUCUGAUAACCUCAUGUUGUGCUCUUGUUUUGGGUUUCCGGCCAGCGGCCUAGAGCAAGACUGUCAACAGGGCCUCAGGAACGAUUCCUAUGUGUGUCUCAGCGUGUCGUGAGCAGCCUUCUGUGGCUGCAGAGGCAGCUGGGAGAGCUGGGCCGAGCAGCCAGCUCUGCAGGUUACUAACACUGGAGUGUGCGUAGAGGAGAGUCACAGACCUUGUUAGCAAUACUUGAAUCGCGUUAUUAAAAGCUGCUGGAUGUUUUUGCACAAUUUCUAGAUUUUUUUUCUAUGUAGAACGUUUUAUAUUUGGUGUAGAUAGUGCUGUGCGUGUUAGCACCAGGGCAGAGACUUGCAGCGUUUUGUGUCAAGCUACUUGGUUAGGUUUCUGUGGGUCAGACACAUAUAUUUCAACCUCAGGCAGAGUCAGCACGUGCGUGGGGCAGCCUGUCGCCGCUGAAUUAGCCGGCGUUGUGCUUUACACACUGUGAAUGACUGAGCCAGCCCACGUGCAGGAGGGAGCUGCCCCUGCUAGCGCAGGCGGAGGGGAGCGAGGCUGUCAGUGCUGCUUCGGGGUGUGCAGGGGGACCGCAGAGCGGCAGCCUCGUGCAGUGCGGCCGCUGCUUGGCUCUCAGAGUUCCCUCCCAGCCUCCCAAGACUCUGGCACUCUUUGCAACCCGGUUCGGUUGUCAGUUAUGGGAUGCUACAGACACCCCCAAUCCUACUAUCAAAAGAGCCCCUUUGCCUUUUUCCCCUACCUCUCUGGGGAUGGGAUGUGGAAAAGCAAGUUCCUGGGCUGUUUUUUCUUUGAGUGGAUUACCAUUUUGCUUCUUGGACCUUGGAAAGGUGCCCUUUGCCUUAUGUUUCUGGCUUGCUGCAUGGAGAUCUUGGUGCUUGUUUGCUGUGACCACUAGCUCUACCUUCCCCUCUGUGAAGAGCCAGAGCUGCAGCUUGACAGCUCCCUGUUGCUGUGAGAGGGUAGGGCGGCUCCAGCGUGAUAUGCUGACAUCUGCCUCGUUUACUCCUGGUGACCAGUCCAAAGUCCAACGGUUUCCACCAGCAGUUGGUUAGCUGCGUGCUGCAAGCCUGCACUCUCCGUGCAGGUACCUCAGGGUGGUGUUGCUGCCCUGGAGCCUGUCUGGCCUGCCUCUUGCCAGGAAGUUGAGGUGAGCGUGUGGCCGCGGCUGAACUUCUACCGGAUCCCAGCAGAUGGCCCUCGCUGCCUGGGGCUGAGCACUCGGGGAAGCUCCCAGUGCCGCUCUGCCAGCUUGACCCAGCAAGCCCCAGCCCCCGAGCCUUGUGCCAUCUCCUGCCCCAGUUCACCAGCCAGGCCACCUUAGUGUGACAGCAUAAAAGCCAGUGUUGCUUCUGGAGAGGAAGUGAGCUGGCUGCCGUGCCGUAAUCUCCCUGCUUCUCUUGCACUGAUGUUCCCAAUGUCCCUGUCGUCAAAGAGCCUCGACACUACCUUCUGGCGGCGGGCUUGGGGACAGGGCAGGAAAGCCAAGCUGUGCGGAGAGGGGCUGGUGCUCAGGGAGUGAGGAACGGAGAUUACCUGAGGCUGGGGAGAGCAAUGUGUGGGGGUGCUAUUGGGGGCCAAACGCCUUCCUGCUUUUAUUUAAACUGGUUUCUUUUGUUACUCGCAUAAUAAAAUUAUAUUUUUAAAGAGUUAA